Molecule: messenger RNA, 660 nt
Organism: Zonotrichia leucophrys gambelii
Lineage: Eukaryota; Metazoa; Chordata; Aves; Passeriformes; Passerellidae
Product: homeobox protein Hox-B13-like
Exons: 2
Coding region: 1-660 (219 amino acids)
Biological process (GO): regulation of transcription by RNA polymerase II
Molecular function (GO): RNA polymerase II cis-regulatory region sequence-specific DNA binding; DNA-binding transcription factor activity, RNA polymerase II-specific
Source: RefSeq, a predicted model, not a curated record
AUGCAGCCCCCGGCCCUCGAGGGGCUCCUGGCUCCGGGCGGCGCCUUCGGGGCCGCGCAGCCCCGGCCGCUCCUUCCUCCCGCUCCUCCUCCUCCUCCUCCUCCUCCCGGUGCUGCUCCCGGUACCGGGAUGAACCCCGGCUUCCCCCCGGAGCCGGAGCCGCCCAAGGCCCCGCCGGGCUCGGCCCCGCUGCCCUACGGCUGCUUUGGCAGCGGCUUUUACCCGUGCCGGGUGGGCCGGGGCUCGCUCAAAGCCGGCCCGAGCCCCCCGGGACCCUUCCCGGGCACCGCCGAGAAAUUCCUGGAGCCGCCCGCGGGCACCGAGGAGUUCCAGAGCCGCCCGGCCGAGUUCGCCUUUUACCCGGGUUACGGCGCCCCGUACCCGCCCGUGUCCGUGCCGGGCUACCUGGACGUGCCCGUGGUGCCCGCGCUGGGCGAGGCGCGGCCCGAGGCGCUGCUGGGCCCGGACGGGGCCUUCGGGGGCUGCGCUCAGCCCUGGGCGCUGGGAACGGGCUGGGCCGGCCAGCGGUGCUGCCCCAAGGAGCAGGGCCCGGCCGCGUUCCUGCUCAAACCGCACUUCGCAGGUACCGAGGGCACCGAGGGGUUAAACCGGGCGGGGAUGGGGGGCCUGGGCUCUGCGGUUAACGGGAACCGGGUUUAG